Homarus americanus (American lobster) is the source of this 9928-nucleotide messenger RNA. Its product is annotated as C-Maf-inducing protein-like. The coding region runs from base 96 to 2861 and encodes 921 amino acids. The record is from RefSeq and is a predicted model, not a curated record. Lineage: Eukaryota; Metazoa; Arthropoda; Malacostraca; Decapoda; Nephropidae. The transcript is spliced from 15 exons.
UGUGGUGCUCGUGUAGUGUGCGGGUGUGUGUGUCUCGCGCUAGGCAGAGUGAUCCAGUGAUGCAGAGCCAGCAGUGAGUUGAGUGCCAGAGCGACAUGCUGGCCGCGUUGCAGGGGGGGCUGUAUACCUCCCCCUCGCGCCCCCUGCCCCCCACGCCCCCGAUGGUGACUCCCGCUAAUGGGGCAGCUCCAGCUGGUCCCUCUCCUAAAUCUCGUCAUCAGUUGCAGUAUUGCGAUGCCUGCAACACCGCCUGCGUGUUCAUGAACAGUCGGCGGCGUAAGUUUCAGGCUCGAUAUGAAGGCUACGUGCUGCUCAAGAGAGUGGCGGCCCUCAACAUGCGGCUACACCUGCCCUACGUCAUGGCCGAGGGCGAGAGUCCGCCCUACCACCGACGUCACUCCUGCGGCGACGUUCUCGACGAGAAUGGUGACCCACCUUCUGACAACCAAAACCUGCAACCUCAGCCGCCCCUGGAGACCUCGCCGCCGACCUCUUACAUGCGGUCACAGUCACACAGUGAGUGGCUCCGCCCCGAGGACGACGCUCCUCCCCCCUGGGAGAAGGUGGUCAACAUGGAUGAACCGUGUCAACUAGACCUACGUCCCACCACUCCCACCCCCACUUCCACCGCCGCCCUCUCCCCCCAACCCUCUACAGUAGGAGUUGUGGACCCUGCAGGCCGUAAACCCCGGCGGCACUCGGCCAUGAUGGAGCGCCUGGCCUGUGGUCACCAGCGUCUGUGUAGGAAGAAGUCUCGCUCACAAGACAACUUGGUGGGUCGCAGGGGCAGUGGGGGCGGUGGGCCUCUGCGACUCAAUAACAGCGUCAUCCCGGCCCCCGCGGCCCUCACCACUUCCCUCUCCCGUUCCGAGGGCAGCAUCCACAAUGUUCACGCCGUCUUGAGCACGGUGCCCAUCACCGUCGAUGACGUCGACGUGGGCGUGGGCGGCCUGAGGGCGGAGGUGGGUGAACUUGCUCGCUUGCCCAAGCGGCUGCUGCACCGCGUGACAGGCGAGGUGGGGCAGCUUGUGUUCGACCUUGAGGGCUGGAGGGAGGAAUACCUCGUCCUUACCCACACCGCUAUCGCCGCCAGGACGUCGACGGGUCUGUUGGAGUCACUGGUGCCGUACUCACAGAUCGAGGAGGUACACGUGGUGGUGCCCUGUGGUACUUCAGGUCACAAGUUCUGCGUCAGAGUCAUUGUCAGAGACGGCGCCCUCCUCCUACAGGCGAAUAACUCCUACACGAGAGACCAGUGGCUCCACUCUAUUAUAUGGAAGAAAAACGUGUAUAAAUACCGUAACGUGUUGCGGACAGCUCAGCGGCCUGAAGUACUCCUCAAAGAGCUCAAGAACCUGGUGGAGCUGUCCUUGGCCACGCCCCUCCACGACCACACCGUCUGCCGGGUUCCCCUCGAACUUGCCUCCUCCAUUCUCACCACGGGUGAGAAGUGGCUGAGUCGACAGAUGACUGAGGAGAUCAUCGUGACGCUGGCCCCCCUCCUGGAGAACAACCAACCUUCUCCAGAGAUCUGUCAGUUCUUCAGUCAACACUGUACAGAUAACCCUCGCUCGUGCCUCGUCAUCGACAUGUUCACGCCCAUUAUUAAAAGGAUACUGAAACACAAUGUGGACUUUGGAAAGUAUCCAUAUGUGCGUCGUUUUGUGCAGGACUACAUCCAAGCUCUCAAUAGUCAGAAUGAUGGACGGAGAGUUGUGCAUGAGUUUGUGCACAGUAUGCAUGGGCUGACCAGCACGUGCCCUCACCUGCGAGUGUUACCAAACCUCGUGGCUGUCUGUACGGCAGCUGUGUGUGUCCUGGUUGCGGAGCAGAAGGAUCAGGAACGUCUCAAUUCUCUUCACCAAACUAAUGACGAUACUAUUAACAAUCUUAGCUGCUACCUGAGUGUUCUUAACAAAAUCUGUGAGUAUGAUGACUGGAGACCUGGCCUUGCUCAGCUCCUACAGCCUAUCCCCUUUCCUGAUGUAGCUCUUGCAGACGAAGAAUUCAUCAGACAAAUCCUGCCAAUUGUUGAGCAAAUUGGGACUGAUACUCGAUGUGAAGUCCACCAAAUGGUGCUGGGGACACGGGACGACAAGGAAGGAUGGCUCAAUGUUCUCUGUCCCUCCUCUCUAGCCUGUGUGGAUGAAGGCUCAGCUUGGGCCUCUAUUUUGCAGACACUCAUUACCUGCUGUUGCAAGAGAAAGAAGUUCCUAGGAAUGUUGGUUAAGUCUUUGGGUGCUUGUAUGCUGUUGGCUCUCAGAGGGAAUGUCACUGCCCAGGAUGUGUUGUGUCUAAUGUUGGAGUGGAAGCUCAUUGAGGGGUCAGACCAGAGCCUCCAGGUGGUGACAACACUGCAGUCAACACCCACGGGGAAAAGACGGUACCAGGCCCUAUGUGACCGCCAGAUGCAUCUCAGGGAAUUGGUCAUCCAUCAACAGAAAGGCGGCCCCAGAAAGCUCACUCUGCCCAGCCGCAGUACUGAUGCAGAUGUUAAUCGCAUGCUGUCUUCUGGCUCAUUUGGCAAUCUGGAGUGUCUUUCUUUAGCAUUUACCCGUGUUACCAGUGCCUGCGCUGAGCAACUCAUCAAACUACCUACCCUUCGCUACCUCAACCUUUGGGCCACCCAGUUUGGUGAUGUGGGACUGCAGCUUAUAUCUGAGCAUCUUCACAAAUUACAAGUUCUCAAUUUAUGUGAAACUCCAGUUACAGACAAAGGUCUUGAAGCUUUAGCAGCCAUCAAGAGCCUGAGAAAGUUAAACCUUAAUAGUACAAGCCUAUCUGUACAAACUUUUGAAACACUAAAAGAAACACUGCCAUCCCUUCUCGAGGUAGAUGUGCGAUAUACAGACGCCUGGUGACCCUCGCCUCCCUCUGCUGACGCUCUUGAUGUCAGCAGAUCACCGGCUGGACCCACUGCUUUUCUUAGGCGCAUCCUGAACCAGCUUGGGCGGAGGAGGAGAGACAGAGACAGAAAGCAGCAAGACUCACCUGGAGAAGAAAAGAACAACACUCGGCGAGACUUCAUGUGUUUACCGAGGUUUGAUGGGAAAGUUCUCUCCAAAAAGAACUGUUUAGUCAAAGCCAAAAGUGAAGAACAGAGCACUGUCAGGAGGAAUCUUCUUGUCAGAGCCAGAAGUGAAGACCAAAGCACAAUUACAAGAAAUAUACUUGUCAGAGCCAACAGUGAAGAACAGAAUUCUUCAACAAAGAAUGUUCUUGUCAGGGCUAACAGUGAAGAACAGACUGCCGUCACGAGGAAUCUUCUCGUGCGAGCCAAUAGUGAAGGUAAGAGGUAUAAGAUAAGUAACCUUCUUUGUGAGAGACAACGUGCAGUGGCCAGCCAGGAGACUGUGCAUUACAAAGACUAGAACUUAUCACCCUACCAGUACCCCUGCAAAUGUAUGUAUUAUUGUGUAAGAAAAUAUAAUUCAUAUUGAAUAACACACAAGACAGGAAAUGAAGAACAGGUUGCCCUCAAAAGGAAAGCAUUGCAAACAAUAAUAACUGUGGAAAAUAUCAGUUAUGAAAAAUAUUCAUCCUCAGUAUCUUAAUAUUAAUUUGCUCCGUAUAGGGAUAGUUGGAACUUGUUUUAUUCCAUGCUGACUGAACUAAAGACUCUUUUUUUUCUUUGGGAAAUAUUGCUUAAAGCCUGGAAGAAUCUUAAGUCCUCAAAUGCAAUUUAUCUUUUUUGUUUUAUACAUACAUACAUACACACUGUAUAAUGCAAAUAUGUAUGUAUAUGAUAUGAUCAGAAAGUACAGAAAUAAGGUGUUUAGUUCUGAAAGCAAUUUAUUUCAUUACUUGUUACAUAUUUAUUUUGGUAGUGUGUAUCCUAGAGUGUGUCUCCAUCGCACUAUUCCUGUCAUACUGUUUGCAACAAUUCUUGAACUUCAUCUUGGCGGCAGUACCUGUAUUAGUAUGGGAGAUCAUAGUACAGGUUCUAGUUGUGGAGAUAUCCUCCCUCCCCACCCCCCCAACUCUUUCAACAGCUUCCAUUUGGGUGUGCAGUGCAGAGGUCAGAGGUUAUUGUACAACUGACCAUUUUUAAAUGACUCACUUUCUGCCAGUUUACAAGUCAUUCUAAACCUCUAUACUAUAGUAUAGUUGAGAUAAAUUUCACCCACUUGCAUAUCCCUUGACCAUGAUAUAUGUACUACAACACUGCAAAUUUUCUCAUGUGAACAUUUUUGCAUUAUCAUUUUCAGCUAUUCAUUGUGCUUACAGAUCUUUGUCAUUAUUUUCUGAUCAACCUAAAUACUGAAAGCAUAUUUAUUGUAUCUUAAGAUUGUUACAUAAAGUACAGUACAGUACUAGUUUCAGUCAAUCAUUCUCACCUUAUUUGUCAGUACAAUACAUAGCUUGUAAGAGAUUGCUAUAAGUCAUGCAUUAAGAAAUGUGAGUGAAUCAUAAUAACUGCAAUUUGUUAACAAAAUAGUUCCCAGGUACAAAACAUAUGUACUGCAUAUAGGAAAAAAUUUUUUUAGCCAAAUUUUACUAAAUUAUUUUUAGCAACAUGAAUUUGCUUCAAAAGGUGUAGCAGUGCCUCUUCUGGUGUGCAUAUGUUAUUUAUAGGAGUUGGGGUGCAGUACUAGUGGGCUGGAACAUUGGUAGGAGCAGAGGCAGAGUUAGAUCACAUAUGUGUCAUCAUUAGGAUCUACUGGUACAGUACUGUACUCCACAUAUUGUACUGUACUUCUGAUGGUGUUGGAGGAAGAUCUGCUCUUAGUGGAUUGUUUGAUGACCAAGAAGGAACUGGUGACCUGCUUGAGGGAGGAUCUCUAGUAACUUAGAAAGAAGGAACACCAAUUGUGCUGACUCUUGACUUGUUCUGUAGAAAAUUCUCCCCAUGAUAGAAUGUACAGUACAGGUGUAAGGUUGAAAACUAUUUCUGCAGUAUUUUUCCUAGAAAUUUUGACUUUAUCUUCAUCUGAGUCCUUCCUUCUCAUUGUCAUUUUCAUAAGUUUAGUUUGGAUUUGUAACCAUAUAAUUUUCUUUGAAUGUAGUACAGUAAUGGAGAACUGGACUUCCCGGGUAAUAAGUGUUUGGGUACCAUGUUGUUGUUAAAGUGUUCUGUACUACAACAUGUAUAUUUCUUAUUCCAAAGACUUGCUGGGCAUUCUUUAUAUUCCCUAAGUCAUAUUUAUAAUGUUUAAGUGAGUCUGACUGUGAUGUCUGAAGAAUGGAUAACAGUGAAAAUAUUAAAUUCAGGUACAGUACAGUACAGUACAGUAUGCACGGAAGAGCAUUAGAAGUGUCAUAUCUCUUUGUCAAGGUUAUGCAUUUAACUUCAUUUCUUCAUUAUUCAUUGUGAGAGCAAGAUAAUAGCAUUGAUGGGCAUUUGUUCUCUUUGUUUACUUUAAUAAAAAUUAAGUUUCAGAACUAUAUUUCUGAAAAAGUUUUAGAAGAAGCCAUUGUAUGGGGUUGUCAUUGUCUAAAACACACACACACACACACUCAUACUCACACACACACACACACACACACACAUAUAUUUACUGUAUAGGUAUAUGUAUGCAUGUACUGUAAUAGAAAUUUACAUUUUAAGAAAAAUGAUAUGUAUUACAUUUUUAACUUCAAACCCUGUAUUGUAAUGAUAAUUUCAUGGCCUCUAGGUCAGUCAUUAGACAAGUAAUUUCCCCACCAGCACCUCCUGUAGACUCUGCCUCGCCCAUUGUUCUGAAAUGGGCAUUGUCUUGUUAGGUCAGUGUAAUUUAUUACUUUAACAGUUUCUUACUCAGAUGAACUUUGGUUUAAAAAGGAAGCUCCCAUCUUUAUCUUGGUAAGAGUCAAGGAGAUAUCAAGUCACCUGGUAUGACACACUGUGAUACUUUGUUUGUAUAGGUUACUUUCCUCAAACCCUGCAGUCAUAACUUAGGGUUCAGACUUUUCAGACUUCAGUCUUCACACUUCACCGAUCUUUGGCUUACUGUCGACAAGAGUUACCUUUGUUCUUCUCUGUCCUUUAAUAAUUUUUUUCGUUUCUUUCAUAAGUUGACAUGGUAAACUAGUAACGGAUUAGGUCUGUCUUCCCUUUAUUUAUUUCUCUUUACAGGGUACUUAUCAUUACUGGGAGAGUUUACCCAUUUACUAGCUUAUUUAUGAAUGGCUUAAGAUUUUGCUCUCCAGACCUUUACAAGACAUCUUAUAAUGUCUAAGUGAAAAAUCUUGUAGAUGCUUCAGAGCAAGACAAGAUCUUAAGAUUAACCUACAGUACUUUGUUUUUAAAGUGAGUUUAUCUUAGCUGGUAUUUUCAGUUGCUUCUCUUGAUGCAUGACUUCUUUCUUAACUGGUUUGAAAUCUUGUGGGUCACUUAUUAAAUGAUCUGUAGGUCAUAAAAUAAAGGUUUAAAGUUUGAAAUCUUAGUUUAUGAUCAAGGGGAAAGUGGCCUGGAAUCCUACCAUCAUCCCUUGGUGGGUUCCUCUUUCUGUAAGAGAAUUUAUCUUAUUUUACCUAAUGGCCACCCACUAGAGGUGGCCAUGCUGAGAGGAGGAGGCCAGUGGCCUCUGUGGAAUCCUUCCAUUGUUCUUGAUAAUAUUGUUAAGGGCCCUUUUGAAGCUCGGUACUCUUCUUGAUUCCACAGCUUGGGCUGGUAGACCGUUCCAUAGGUCUACCAACCUCUGUGGGAAAAAGUAUUUCCCUAAAUUCUUUCUGCAUGAUAACUUGGUGAGCUUGUAGCUAUGUCGACUCAUGAGGAAUGAAGAUUAGAAUUCAAAUUUAUGACCGAGAUGUUUGAGUCGGUUGAACCAGCUCAAUGAUUCACACAGGUGCACCCAUUGACCUGAUAGCUUCUUGAAGCACAACCACUGGAGCUUGUUUCAUGAAUCAUUGUUCACCUAUGCAGUAAAUUACAGUGAUCUGAGAGGACAGUGUACCUACCUCAGAAAGCAGAUAUUCCCCUUGGCAAGACAGGAUCUGCCAAAGGGUGUUCUAGCUGAGUAAUCUUGCAGGUCAUUUGUCUUUUCUCCUUAGCCAUAAAAUGUGAUUUCACAAUUCUGAUCUUUAUUUUAUUUUGUUUCUGUUAUUUUGGGGGGGUGGGGGAAUAGCUUGUAAUUUUUAAUUGUUCUUUACAGCAGUAUAACUUUGCUCUGAGUUACAAAUGUUACAAGCUGUAUGAAUGGAUGCCAUUGUCUACCCUCUGUGGGUCAAAAGUGUUUAAAUAUUAGUUAUUUAUUAUUUAAAAAGUGAAUUUGUUACCAAAGUUACUUAUUAUGUAUUUCAUACUCAAGAAAUGUUGGAAAACCAUCCCUCACAUAAAUCAUGGGAUUGCAUAUGUGCAACACAUUAAUAAUGGAGCCAGUAAACAGUUGAAGUAAUUGUGUUGGUAAGGCUUUUGUGCAUCAAGUGGUUAAUAUCAGAAAGUUUCUUGAGGAUGGCCUUAAGCAUGAAAUAACUUUAUCAAUAAUAUUAAUUAUUUAUUUACUGUGAAAAUUUGCUAUAUUUAAUUCAGGGUGUCAAUAGAUCUUAAGAAAAGUUUUAUUAUUUAUGGUUUGCAGCACAAAAUAUUCACUUUGAGUUUAAACAAAGUUUCCAAUUUUUCCAUGAAGUCAUAGUUAGUUAGUGUGGUACUCAGUCCGACGGCAUCCGGUGGUAUGUACUGUAGACAUGUCCUUUUAUGAUAGGAAGUGCAUAAUUUGAAUCAAAUCACUUGUACUCUCGACACCAUCAUCCAGUAUUCAUUAUGGGUGCCAUAUCUAUGUAUGUAUUAGAUCCUUUUCACCAACUCACCCUAAGUGAUGUGCUUUAAUUGAUAUGAUGGCCAAAAUAUGUGAUUGCUAUCUAGUAAUAAAUAUAUUACUACUACAGUAUUUUAUACAGAAAACUAUUUUGGCUCUUAAUGAAGCAUAUUAUAUGCAGUAUUGUAAUUAAUGAGUAGGUUGACAGUUCAUUAUUUAUUAUUUAAUGGAAGUGCCAACUAAUGGCAAUGAUCAAUGUGUUUGUUGACGCUUGGGCAGGCAGUUAUGUUAACCUGUCUUUACUGCGUCUUUAGUCAUAAUUUACAAUAUUAUACUGUACUAUACUGUGGAUGCCAAUGGGAUCAAAUAGAUCCAAAAGCCUUGCUAAUAUAAAAUGCAAUGAUUUAUGUCUAGCUAUAGGUUGUACAACCACUUAUUUAUUCAGGUGUAAAAAUUAAGGUUAUGCAUAUUGACAUUCAUGGUAAAAAUUUUAGGCAGUUUUGAACUUGACACAUGACAAAGCUGUUGGGUAUAUGAAGUGUGCAUAUAUGUUUUUACACCUGACUUCCAACAUAAUUGAUAUGUAUCAUGGUUUGCUUGUACUAAAUGCAGUUUGGUGGUGUGAAAAGUUCUCUGAUCUAUAUGUGAUCAUGAAUUAUUCAGGUCACCAUAAGUUGCAAAAAUAGUUGUACGUCACGCACGGUGUCACGGGUUGCCUGGGUUAUCUCGGGUUACUCGGGUCAUGAAACCAGGUGUCAGUCAGUACUUUUAAGUUAUGUACAGUGUGUAUACAUUGGGCGACAGUUUAUUUAUUUCUGUCUACCACAAAGCCUUGUGAGCUUUGAUUGUCAUAAUUAUUAUAUCACACUUUCUGUCUAAUUUCACGCUUGUGUGCUCGGUGUGAAGCUUCCACAAAUGUGUUUUGGAUCCUACAGGAUGAGUAUUGAUUCUUUAAUGAAGGAGCUGUGUUUAUUGAGAAGGAACAUUGUGGUAUGAUUUAUGAUGUUUUCAUUCCAAAAUUGACCCAGGUUAUGUGAAAAGUUAAGUACCUGGUAUUUCAUUAUGUUUGAAUAUUAAAGUUGUAAUUGUUGUAAGUGCAGGGUAAGAGUGCAUGGUGUCACUUAAGACCCUCAUCAAGAUAACUUCUGGGAUAUACAGUAACUGUGUACAGUACUGCUUUGUUAUUGUCAGUAUAAUACUGAAUGUGACAUGAUCACAAGAUUGAAGUUGGAGUGAAAUCACAAUGAAGAUCAUUUCAUCACCAAGUAUGAAAUGGGUUUUUAUUGAAGAUUAGCAUAAUUUGGUGAUCAGUGUUUGACACCAGUGAUGCUAUCUGUGAGUCAUUUUAUAAUCUGUCUGUGAUUUCUAAAGUUAAUGUAUGAAGUUGUGUUGCUCAACAGCCACAGGUGAGAGCAGACAGGAGGGUGAAUAAUGUUGUUAGAAGAGAGAUGAUAAUUUAGUAGAAAAAAAAUGAGUAAGAUCUGUGUAAUACAUUAGAAAUGGGAAUUAUUUUGGGGGACAGAAGCCAUAAUACAGUAGCUAAAUUAAAUUUGUAUUUUACUGGAUUGGAAAAAAAAAGCUUUUUGUUUCAUUGCAAAAAUGGGAAGAAAAUGCAGGUUCUUGUGAAGGUUGAGUCUCACAUUUUAUAGUGUCAUCUAUGAUAUGUUGAAUUGCAACCUUGAAAAGGACUCCGUCUUUGUCUGUUUGCUCUCAGAUGUUGCUCUGUUCAGAACUAUCCCACCCUAAUAUUACCUUCGAGUUAGAGGGCAGAAACCACGACACCAGUGUAUGUUUAUUCCAUUUUGUACACCCCCAUAAUUGUGUGGAUGGAAAUAUCUACACAUCAGUGUAACCUUGUAUAAAGGUAAGCUGUACAGUGUAAAACUGCAGAUGAUGAUGUUUCUAUAUGACUGAGACUGCUGCUUACUAUUCAUAUUUAUUUAUCACAUAAUUGACAUAAGCUAUUAUUAUAGAUUAAAGUUGUAAUAUGGAUAACUAGAGAUGCAGUCUCACCUUUAUAUUAAGCCUUAUCAUACUAUUUAUACAACUUCUACUGUCUAUCAUAGUAUUUAAAUGUUUGAGUCGUAGUAUAUGAUUCGGGGAUGAUAUCAAACUAGACAACAAUUACAUGAAUAUGAUUUUGUAAGUAAAAUCAAAAGUUGUGUGAAAUCACUGCUGUUUGCCGUCCCCAAGAUGUCAUUGUAAUGUUUGCCAUUCAGAUAAAAGCUUACCGUGAAGGAAAUUUCCAUGUA